UCAAAGUAUUUGUUAGGAUGUUUACGUAUAUUUGGCCUAUAAUAACCUGGCAGAUGUCUACAUUUAGCCUAGAUAAAACCAUUCAGAAAGGCAGCUGUCACCUGUCUCCCAUAUGAUUGGUUGUAAGCAUGUGAUGGUGUUCCUUCUAAGCUCCUCCCACAUGAGGUGACAGGAUUAGAGGAAUAAGCCUGAUUAGUUUUUAGCAGACGUGCAAAAUGUCUCUGGAGAGACGAACAAAAACGCAUGGAGUCUGACAUACUACUGUACGAGUUAAGGAGACGAUGGUUCUCUCCCUGGUGCUCUCAUUCUCAGAUCAACAUGUUCAACCUCAUGAGCAAUUGCUGUAGCUGGGUCUCCAAACUCCAGCAACCGCUGAGGAAGAUCACGGUUCUAGUAGUUGGCUUGGACAAAGCUGGAAAAACAUCUUGCGUCAGAGGGAUGUUGAGAGGUAAUUUAGUGCCCCCUGGAGAUGUAGGUCCCACUCAUGGAUGUGUCCGCACUGAAUUAAGGGUGGAGAACUACUUGGUUAACAUACUGGAUAUGGGAGGGGCUCCUGAGGUUCGGGGGUCCUGGAGAGAUCAUUACGGUGAAGCUCACGGCAUCAUCUUUGUGGUGGAUUCCAGUGACAGACAACGAAUAAAAGAGGUCAGAGAAGCUCUGGUGGACUUACUGAAGCAUCCAAGAGCAGCAGGAAAACCUCUUCUUGUGCUGGCAAAUAAACAGGACAAAAUGAAUGCUCUUCUGGGAAAUGAACUCAUUGAAAUUCUCUCCCUAGAGAGGCUGGUCAACCAGAGCCGUUCCCUUUGCCACAUUGAGCCAUGUUCUGCCUCAAUGGACCUGCGUCGCUGGUCAGACAGAAAGACCCUGCGAGGUCUCAGAUGGCUACUGCGAGCUGUGUGCCUGGACUACCCUGACCUCUGUGCCCGUGUGAUGAGAGAUGGGAAGCGACCAUUAGGGCCAGAAGAAAAAGAAAGGAGAGGAAAAACAGAGAAGAGCCGGAACAGGUCUAAAGAGGAAAAAACACGUACAAGUAAAACAGAUAUCCUCCAAGAACAGCACAAUGAAAUUUUGAGGAAAAAUGGGACUCUUCAUCCAAUCAAAAAUAUUCUAAAUAAGGAGAACUCUUUAAAAAAGAAAAUAAGCAAGAAGAAGAAGGUUAAAGUUAAGAAGGAGAGUCCAAGCAGAGGAGUAAAUGAACAAGAGGUUGAGAAGACAGAAGGAAAUGAAGCAGAACAGGACCACAUCAGCCAGAAAGAUAAAGCCAGCAGUGCAUUACUGCCUCCCAAACGAAGGAAAAUGAAACGCAAAGCCAAAAUAAAAGAGGAGAACUCUGGUCUACCAGAGUCCCCCAACAGCGAGGUCUCCAAACCCUCUAGCGGUAUUGAAACUUACAGAAAAGAGGAAAUAAAGAGAAAAAAGAAGACGGUUAAAGUAAAACGAAAGAACAAGAUAAACACAGAGGAAGUUCCAGCAGUUUAUGCACAGCCAGUUGAUCUUUCAGCUACUUUCGACCUUUACCGAAAAGCAAUUUUGGCUCUCAAAGCCCGACAGGAACAGGGUGUGGUUUCGGGAUAGUACGGAAAAAGGAUCUUGGAUGUAAUCACACAGAAUGAAGAUCUUUGAAGAAAUGGAUGACCUAUGAACAUGCUGACCCACUUAUUGAUGUCUUUUACCCGAACAGAAGUCUGCUACCAGUGUCUGCAAAUAGAAGUUCCUGUUUUGUAAUGGCUAGAACGUCAUCAUCAAUACUUUUACAAAGACUCGAGGCAAUGUUCAUAAAAAUAUGUAUACUUUGUAUUGUAUUAAGAGAUUGAGAAAGAAUUUAUACUAAAAAUGGGGCAUCCAUUCAAGAAGGUCUGUCCUGAAAACCAACUAGCUUUCUUAUCAAAAUGAGACUUUUGUAUUAUAACUUACUCACAUAACCUAAGACAGUAUAUGAUGAAUCAGUCUGAUAGAUAAACAGGAUGGUUUAUCAUAUUGCAUUCACUGUAUUUAUUUUUUAAUCUGAGAUGUGUACUUGAAAAAGAUUAUUCCUAAUCUUUUUUUUGUGUGUGUGUGUGUGUGUGUGUGUGUGUGUGUGAAAUUUCAUUUGUAUCUUUUUAAAAAG
Molecule: messenger RNA, 2107 nt
Organism: Cyprinus carpio (common carp)
Lineage: Eukaryota; Metazoa; Chordata; Actinopteri; Cypriniformes; Cyprinidae
Product: ADP-ribosylation factor-like protein 13B
Biological process (GO): receptor localization to non-motile cilium; non-motile cilium assembly
Cellular component (GO): non-motile cilium; ciliary membrane
Molecular function (GO): GTP binding; GTPase activity
Source: RefSeq, a predicted model, not a curated record